Molecule: messenger RNA, 2016 nt
Organism: Amaranthus tricolor (Joseph's coat)
Lineage: Eukaryota; Viridiplantae; Streptophyta; Magnoliopsida; Caryophyllales; Amaranthaceae
Product: probable anion transporter 6, chloroplastic
Exons: 15
Coding region: 176-1786 (536 amino acids)
Biological process (GO): transmembrane transport
Molecular function (GO): transmembrane transporter activity
Source: RefSeq, a predicted model, not a curated record
AAGGAGGGUCCAAACUCCAAAUCCAAACAUAUCACAGCCUCAAAUCAGUGCUUACGUGUUUAUCUAAAAUCCUCUGAUUGUCUUCUCACCGGAAAAAAUAUAGGAAAAAGAACAUAAUUUAUAAAUCAAUGAUUUUAAGAAGGAUUGGAUACUGAAACUGAAAUUUAUACAAAAAAUGGUGAAUUUCACCAUUAUACCUCAUAAAGCUUGCAACUUUACUGCCCAGAAACUUAAAAACAGUUUCCCUACACAAAUUAUUGUUCAUAAACCCCAAAAUGCAAUUCAUUCAUUUCCGACAAAUGCCCAGUUAAAAUUGAGAUUGUUGUCUUGUAAUUAUGGCAGAAAUAAUGAAUUUUUGAGCAAAAGGGUUGAUAGUUUAGUUGCUAAAUUAAGAUUAGAAGAUGAUGUAGACCAAGCAUUACCAUUAGUUACAGAUUCUGGAGAUGAACUUGAUAAUGAAAGAAAUGAAAAAGGUGAUGCUUUUGAGUUAAAAUUGUCUCCUUUGCCUCCAAGAUACAAGCUUAUUGGCACUGCUUCUUUGGCUUUUGUCAUUUGCAACAUGGAUAAGGUGAAUUUGAGUGUUGCCAUAAUUCCAAUGUCGCACCAAUUUGGUUGGAAUGCAUCAGUCGCUGGUUUGGUACAAUCAUCUUUCUUUUGGGGUUACGCGUUAACUCAGUUGCCUGGCGGAUGGCUUGCAAAAAUUUUUGGAGGCAGGCAAGUUCUCGCACUAGGAGUCUUGGCUUGGUCGUUGGCGACAACAUUCAUUCCUGUUGUAGCUGGAUAUAUGCCAGGAUUAGUUUUGUCUAGAAUUUUGGUUGGAAUAGGUGAAGGGGUUUCACCAUCUGCUGCUACAGAUCUUAUUGCCCGAUCCAUACCUUUGGAGGAGCGCUCACGGGCUGUUGCAUUUGUUUUUGGUGGAUUAAGUGUAGGAAGCGUAGCCGGGCUUCUCUUGGCUCCUCCACUUAUUGAAAAUUUUGGCUGGGAAUCUGUAUUUUACUUAUUUGGCCUUCUAGGAGUUGCGUGGUUUUUGGGCUUUCAGUAUAUCGAUGGAGAAGAGACUCAGCCAGAUGCUUCAGUCAUGCCUAGUUUAGAAUCUACAUCUGAUAAGAAAUCCUCUUUUGGUUCCAUGGAGGAGCUAAGUAGCUCACUGAAGGAAGUUCCAUGGAAGGCAUUUUUUCGAAGUCCCGCUGUCUGGGCAAUGAUAUAUGCACAUUUUUGUGGAAGUUGGGGACACUAUACUUGUCUAUCUUGGCUGCCUACAUAUUUUAGCGAAGAAUUGAAUCUUAAUCUGACAGAAGCAGCAGAGGUUGCUGUUCUUCCUCCAUUGGCCUCGGUUAUCACUACCACUCUUGCUGCACAAUUUGCUGAUAAUUUGAUUUCUCGUGGAAUCGAGACAACUACAGUGAGAAAGAUAUGCCAAACUAUAUCAUUUCUAUCCCCUGCUUUCUGCAUGACUCUUAGCUCAAUAGAUUUGGGGUUGCCACCUUGGGAAGUUGUAGGAAUUCUAACCAGUGGUUUAGCCCUCUCAAGUUUUGCGUUAUCAGGUCUUUAUUGCACCCAUCAAGAUAUAUCACGUGAAUACGCCAGUGUACUUUUGGGCAUCACGAAUACGGUGGGUGCAGUACCAGGCAUAGUUGGUGUAGCUCUCACAGGCUAUCUACUUGAUUCAACUCAUUCAUGGAGUAUCUCGUUAUUCGCGCCAUCGAUAUUCUUCUACUUAACAGGUACAGUAGUUUGGUUGGCUUUUGCAAGCAGCAAACCACAAAGCUUUUCCAAAUUAGACUAGAGUGGAUUGGGUGGGACUUGAUGUCUUUCUUCCCUUGCAACAUUGUAGAUGACCUUUUCCCUAUCUACAAACGUACCCCUCUCUCUAGUCUCUAGUUUCUUGUAUAUUCAUAUUUGAAAGAAUUAGGAAGAAUUAUAUCAAAUCAAGAUUCGCUGAUAUUGUAUAUUCGUAUAUAAGGAAUAGUAUUUUGUAUUUUUUUUCUCAUAAUCAAUAACGAUUAUAGAUGUCAA